Molecule: messenger RNA, 3351 nt
Organism: Cryptomeria japonica (Japanese cedar)
Lineage: Eukaryota; Viridiplantae; Streptophyta; Pinopsida; Cupressales; Cupressaceae
Exons: 14
Coding region: 519-2660 (713 amino acids)
Biological process (GO): nucleobase-containing compound metabolic process
Molecular function (GO): nucleic acid binding; 3'-5' exonuclease activity
Source: RefSeq, a predicted model, not a curated record
CAAACUAUAAUGCGUUUUUUUAAUUCUAAUAUUAGCACUAUUUUCUGCAACUGCAGUCUGAGUCAACAACCCCAAGACAAAACUUAUCAACAAUGAUCAGACGGCGGGCACUAAACGACGGCAAACCCAGCCGUCGAUUCAUAUAAUCCCGAAACCCUAUGCAGUAAAAACAUUAUCAAAGGAGACAAACUCACAGUUGUCGGUGACAAUUGGUACUUCGUCGAUCGAGACACCUGAGGAUACUCACAUGGCCCGGUUAAUGCUCCUGCUCUGAUCGGUAGCGCCGGCGGAGCGAAUUUGUCGAAAAAACUGUACAUAUGCAUGACGAGGUACAACGCCGUUAAAAAAGCAGAUAGUACUGUCUGCAUUCAACGGCAUUAAAAUGAUAUAUAAUAUUCAAAUGAAGUCGCGGAUAUAAAUAAGAGCCAAGGGACAAACUGUUACAUUGAUACACAGGAAAGAAGAUAAGGAAAAAAAAAAUCUUCACGAUAAUUUGUUUUGGAGGGAUUUGUGUGUCAAUGGAGACGAAAAGUAUUUCAACGGGAGCGCAAUUUUCAGAGGAGAGAUCUAUGGUUUUGCACGCAUUUGCUGAUUUGAAACACACAUCGCCGUUGUUUUUUGUCGGCAUAUUGAAGCAGUCUUACAUUUACGGAAAGGGCAAAGCAGUUAUGAAAUUCCAGACUCUUCGGCGACAAGUAAUGGAAGCUUUACCAAGUGCUCCAUCCCCAGGACCAUCUACAUAUGUCAUGCACUGUCUAAAUGUCUUACUCCUUGUUGAUGCACCUUAUGGGGAAGGUCUAAGCCACUUGUUGACAUCAGCUUUGAGCUCUUUGGAUAAACUAAACAGGCCAUUGGCUGAUGCUGCUGAAGCAAGGAAAUUAGCAGCUCAAUUGUUCAAUAGAGUAGUAGUUGGAUCUGUCAAUCUUGAGGAGCGCAUCCUUAUCAAAGUGGCAACUGUUUUUGAUGUUGGGCUGGAUGACUUAGUGGAGGCACUAUAUAGUUCGACAUUGGAGUCUGAGAAACCUGUGAAAGCAAAAAUAAAUGUGGAGGCAUUUAUUUUGAAGUUGAUAAGAUCUCGGAAUUACUCCAGUGCUGUGGCUCUCUUAAAGCAAUUUUCUCUUCAGCAUUCUACUCCCCACGAGUUUCUGGAUACCAUGAUUCAUGAUAACCAGGUUGAAGUUGCAGAACAAUGGGCAUCUUAUAUGGGGAAAGACAUGAUUUGCUCUCUUGUACAGCAUCUUAACAAUAUGAAAAUGUUCAAGAAAGCAUACAACAUUGUUAACAAGUAUAAACUGAAACAAGAAUUCCCAGAUUCCUAUUACCAUUAUAAAAGGAGUAAAUUGAAGAAGCUUGCGAGGAAAGCGUGUUGGGAUAUUGCAGAGAUGACUGCCAAUGAUGACACUCAGCUUAUUCAAUACCUGGUUGCUUUGGCAUUCGAAAUGGGUGAUGAGGAGAAGGCAACUGACAUAUGCCAACGUCAUUCUUUAACUAUACCUUCAUGUCCAGUAAAGGCUAUAGAGAAUCAUUAUCUUCAAUUGUCAGACUUUAUUUCAGAAGAAAAUGUUAUAUGGGUUGACACAGUUGACGAAUUGGUCAGUGCUGCAAAGUAUUUUACCGAGGUCAAGGUAGUUGGAAUAGAUUGUGAGUGGAGACCAAACUAUAUGAAAGGAGCAGGACCAAGUAAGGUUUCUAUUUUACAGAUUGCCACAGCAGAAAAAGUGCUAAUCUUUGACUUGGUAGGACUAUCUCAGACAGUACCUCAUGUGUUGGACACCUGUCUCAAAGAGGUUUUUCAUUCUCCCAAUAUUUUGAAAUUAGGUUAUGCAUUUCACAAUGAUCUGGAUCAGCUUUUUCAGUCAUAUAGAGAGUUGGAGUGUUUCCACUUUUGUGAGGGUAUUUUAGACCUUCAAAAGCUUCAUGGAUCCUCUAAGGGAGGCCUUUCUGGCCUUACAAAGACUGCAUUAGGGGGUCACUUAAACAAAACAAGACGCAUGAGCAAUUGGGAGCAUCGUCCCUUGACUCUGAGUCAGCUGCACUAUGCAGCUCUUGAUGCAGCUGUGCUGAUUGCUAUAUUCAAUAUCUUGUGUGAUGAGCCUUCAUCACAUGGAAGUGCAGGGACCCAGCACAAAUCGCACUGGAAAUCCCAUGUUACAUGCUGCAGAACUUAUAUGAAACACAAGAAGAAUUCUGAAACCCAUCAUCAGAAAGCUGAUUUAGCUGGUGCUUCCAUAGGUGAAGUUGUAGAUGACCAGGUUUCAAAAAUGUCAAUGAAGCAGUGUGAGUUUGUGCCACGCACUGAUUGUAAUUUCAACACUAUGGUUGCAUCUAUAUCAGACCUGCGUAUACCCAUAUGCUGCAACUCAGAUACAGAACAUGCACUUGAGGAGGAUCUAGUCUAUACAAGCUGUGAAUUAUUGGGCCUCGCAAAACCAGGUCUCUUGAAGAGUGAGCUACAGCAUUAUACUCAGAUUGCAGAUAUUCCUGGACCCAUUUAUACUGUAUCAAAAAUAGCUGGACCUGGUAAUACCAUGCUUUUUCAAUGCAUUGUCACUCUUGAAAGCAGAAGGUACUAUGGACGCUCUGCUCCUACAAAAAAAGCAGCAGAGAUUUGGGCAGCUUUGGAUGCAUUAUAUCAUCUUGGAAGGUUGAGAUGUCCAUGAUGUAACGAUUUAUCAAUGGAGUAAAAGUAAGAAAAGAUCCAAUUUUGUGUAUAUUAAUUCAAAUUUUUCACGCAACAUGUGCUCAACGUUGAGAAGCAAGCAAAAGCUUUUUUAUGUUAUGUUCGUAUGAACGGUUAAAAGAGACAAAGAGGGGGCACAAAUACUCCGAAGCCUACUUUGGAGGCUAGUGAUGGUUGCAAUCAAAGUUAUCUUGUGUGUUUAGUUGGAUGGCAUACUGUUGCAGAAUUACCUUGACAUUCCAGCUACUUUUACAGCUACCUUGGAAUGAACAUCUGGUGACGGGAUAAUUGUAUGCCUCAGGUGGCACUUGUAUUGAAGUACAAAUAGGGUAGGGUUAGAGACGCAGUUUCUUUCUGGAAUUUAGUUAGAAACCAGAUCUAUUAGUGUAGUAAGUUUCUGAAAAGCAAAGAUCGCUGAGCAAAAAUUUAACAAGAAGGAAACAAGAACAAAGUAAAUGAACAUUGAAACCUUAUGUCCAUGUGUCUCUCUAACCUCGUCAAUGUAUGGAUACUGAAGGCCUAUUCUGUGAUAAAAGAAAUAACACAAUCAAUAGUUAUUUCAGAUCUUUUAGAUAUUUUGUAAAUAUAUGAUCAUCAGUAACUCCAUACAGCUUUUGUAUGAAAUGCUGUGAUUUCUUCUGUAAAUAUAUAUUUAGAUAAUUUGCAUCUUC